Suncus etruscus (white-toothed pygmy shrew) is the source of this 2934-nucleotide messenger RNA. It is a transcript of the gene KHDC4, whose product is annotated as KH domain containing 4, pre-mRNA splicing factor. The record is from RefSeq and is a predicted model, not a curated record. Gene Ontology annotation, cellular component: nucleus. The transcript has 14 exons. Bases 45 to 1892 code for a protein of 615 amino acids. Gene Ontology annotation, molecular function: RNA binding. NCBI's taxonomy places the organism in Eukaryota, Metazoa, Chordata, Mammalia, Eulipotyphla, Soricidae.
UAGAGGAGUUGGCGGGUGGUUGGGUUGAGGCUGAGCUGGUCGCCAUGUCCGCGGGGAGCGCGACCCAUCCUGGAGCCGGCGGGCGCCGCAGCAAAUGGGACCAGCCGGCUCCUGCUCCUCUGCUCUUCCUCACCUCGGCUUCCCCGGUUGGGGAGGACCCCAGCAACGGGGGCAACUCCGGGGGUUCGGCGGCGGCUCCCUCGGGGGCCUUGGACGCUGCCGCCGCCGUGGCCGCCAAGAUCAAUGCCAUGCUCAUGGCCAAAGGGAAACUGAAGCCCACGCAGAGCGCCGCCGAGAAGCUUCAGGCCCCUGGCAAAGGCCUGACAAAUAGUAAGAGCAAGGAUGACCUGGUGGUGGCUGAAGUUGAGAUCAACGAUGUCCCUCUCACAUGCAGGAACUUGCUGACUCGGGGACAGACUCAAGACGAGAUCAGUCGGCUGAGUGGGGCUGCUGUGUCCACCCGAGGGCGGUUCAUGACCACCGAGGAGAAGGCCAAAGUAGGACCCGGGGAUCGUCCGCUAUAUCUUCAUGUUCAGGGCCAGACUCGGGAGUUAGUGGACAGAGCUGUGAAUCGAAUCAAAGAAAUUAUCACCAAUGGGGUAGUUAAGGCUGCCACCGGAACAAGUCCCACGUUCAAUGGUGCCACCGUCACCGUCUACCACCAACCGGCACCCAUGACGCAGUUGUCCCCGGCGGUCAGCCAAAAGCCUCCCUUUCAGUCAGGGAUGCAUUAUGUUCAAGAUAAGUUAUUUGUGGGUCUAGAACAUGCCCUACCUACUUUCAGUGUCAAGGAGAAAGUAGAAGGCCCAGGCUGUUCCUAUCUGCAGCACAUUCAGAUCGAAACGGGCGCUAAAGUCUUCCUUCGAGGCAAAGGAUCUGGCUGUAUUGAACCUGCAUCUGGCCGAGAAGCCUUUGAGCCUAUGUAUAUCUACAUCAGUCACCCCAAACCUGAAGGUCUGGCCGCUGCCAAGAAGCUCUGUGAGAAUCUCUUGCAAACAGUUCAUGCUGAGUACUCUCGUUUUGUGAAUCAAAUCAAUACUGCUGUCCCAUUGCCAGGCUAUACACAACCCUCUGCUAUAAGUAGUGUCCCUCCUCAGCCACCAUAUUAUCCAUCCAAUGGCUAUCAGUCUGGUUACCCUGUUGUUCCCCCUCCUCAGCAGCCAGUUCAACCUCCUUAUGGAGUUCCAAGCAUAGUGCCACCAGCUGUUUCAUUGGCACCUGGAGUCUUGCCAGCUUUACCCACUGGAGUCCCUCCUGUGCCAACACAAUACCCGAUAACCCAAGUACAGCCUCCAGCUAGCACUGGACAGAGUCCGCUGAGUGGGCCCUUUAUUCCUGCUGCUCCAGUGAAAACCGCCUUGCCUGCCGGGCCCCCGCCCCAACCGCAGCCCCAACCCCCACUCCAGGCUCAACCUCAGGCACAGAAGCGGCGGUUUACAGAAGAGCUUCCUGAUGAGCGAGAGUCUGGACUUCUCGGAUAUCAGCAUGGACCCAUUCAUAUGACUAAUUUAGGUACAGGCUUCUCCGGUCACAAUGAGAUUGAAGGUGCAGUACCGAAGGCCGCAGGUUCCUCGGGCAAAGAGCGAGAGAGGGACAGGCAGUUGAUGCCUCCACCAGCCUUUCCAGUGACUGGCAUAAAAUCAGAACCUGAUGAGAGAAAUGGGUCUGGACCCUUACCGGGGAGCCACGAUUAUCCAGUCAAGAAGCUGAAAACGACGGAGAAGGGUUUUGGCUUAGUGGCCUAUGCUGCAGACUCGUCAGAUGAAGAGGAAGAGCACCAUGGGGGCCAUAAAAAUGCAAGUAGUUUUCCACAGGGCUGGAGUUUGGGUUAUCAGUAUGCUUCGUCACAGCCACGAGCCAAACAACAGAUGCCGUUCUGGAUGGCCCCUUAAGCAGCGGUGGAAUGGAGAUUGACCCUGACAACUCUUCUUUAGCAAUAAUGCAUGUAUUUGAUUGAACAAGACUUUGGGCUCCACUCCUGAACCAUCUUGGACAUUUGCAGAAGUUAGCGGUGCAGUAUCCCUUGUUCCCAGCGGGGUUCUGCUCACUGUCAAGCACCCUCACUCCUGCGAUUGGUCAUCACUUCUGUUAAUGCUCCUUAGAAUCACAAAUUUGUUGUGGAAGCUUUUUUAACUGGCGGUGAAAUGUGCUGGGUCAACCAAGUGCCCAAAUAGGGCUAUUCCCAUAUGCAUUUGAACUGAUCCGGCCUUUCCCACAUUUCCCUCUUCUCACACAAAGUUUCAUUUGUAUUUUACUACCGUCUGUCCGUUUUGAUAAUGACUGGUUAUUUAAAAAGCCUUCCUAUUAAUGAGGAAAUGAAUUAAGACCUUUUCAGCACUUAGAUAGAUCUCAGAGUUCCUCAACCCCAAUUCAUUGGGGAGUCUUUCUGUUCUGAAAAACAGAUUUUACUAAUUUCAAACUGUUGAAUAUAGCUGGAUCUGCAUAGGAAGAUAUGGAAUGAAUUUUUAAAAAAUCGUGUCUUUCUAUUGGGAUGAUCCAAAGCUGGCACCUUCAGGCACACUUUUGUCUCAGCCAUGCGGCAAGUUUGCCGUCCUAAGCUCCUUGUCUUCAACUGAGUCAGAAAACUUUGAUCCAAAGCUGGUCAGGACUCUUCACAGAAAUGAAGCUUGGUGGUCCUUCCUUCUCUCUUAGACUGCUGGCAGGAGAAUGGUGGACGUUGUGACUGAAACUGUAACUUAUCUUGGCAUUACAGGUUUUGCCAAAACAAAAAAACAGACUUUUUUGUAUCGAUAUUGAUGUGUGAAAGUGAAGGAGCUAGUCUGCUAAACCAGGAGUAGUUUUGAGAUACUGAACUGUCAUUUUUGCACAUUUGAAUACUUUGCAGGCUGGCUUUGUAUAAGCUUAUCCUCUGUUUUCCUAUAUGUUGUAAAUACUUAGGCUAUAAUUUCAUUAUAAAUAAAUGUCUGAAUAUUC